Molecule: messenger RNA, 1780 nt
Organism: Thrips palmi
Lineage: Eukaryota; Metazoa; Arthropoda; Insecta; Thysanoptera; Thripidae
Gene: Oat
Product: ornithine aminotransferase, mitochondrial
Exons: 5
Coding region: 16-1470 (484 amino acids)
Cellular component (GO): cytoplasm
Molecular function (GO): L-ornithine transaminase activity; identical protein binding; pyridoxal phosphate binding
Source: RefSeq, a predicted model, not a curated record
CACCACUCCAUCGAGAUGCUGCGAGUACAACGGUUGCCCGCUGACGGACGCUGCGGCUCGGGGCCCGCGGACGCCGAGGCCUACGACGCCGAGGCCUACGACGCCGACUCCUGCCGCGCCGGCUCCUGCGCCAGGCAGUGCAGUGCGGCCUGCAGGACACCGACACCGCAGAGCCGGCUCCACAAUGGGGCUGCCUCAGAGAAACGAGAGCUUCCCCAGGGCGGCGAACGACCCGAACGACGCUCCGUCAUGUCCAAGAUCACCUCGCAGCAAGUGUUCGACCGGGAGGACAAGUAUGGCGCCCACAACUACCACUCCCUGCCCGUCGCCCUCUGCAAGGGGGAAGGCGUGUACGUGUGGGACGUGGAGGGCAAGCGCUACCUGGACUUCCUGAGCGCGUACUCCGCCGUCAACCAGGGCCACUGCCACCCCAAGAUCCUGGCCGCGCUCAAUGAACAGGCCUCCAAGCUGACGCUGUGCUCGCGCGCCUUCUACUCGGACGCGCUGGGCGAGUACCAGCAGAUGAUGAGCGGCCUGUUCGGCUACCAGCGGCUGCUGCCCAUGAACACGGGCGUGGAGGGCGGCGAGACGGCGUGCAAGCUGGCGCGGCGCUGGGGCUACGACAAGAAGGGCAUCGCGGAGAACAAGGCCAAGAUCAUCUUCGCCGAGGGCAACUUCUGGGGCCGCACGCUGGCCGCCGUGUCCUCGUCCACGGACAAGGACAGCUACGGCGGCUUCGGGCCCUUCAUGCCGGGCUUCGGCCUGGUGCCCUACAACGACCUCGCCGCGCUGGAGGCCGCCCUCAAGGACCCCGACGUGUGCGCCUUCAUGGUGGAGCCCAUCCAGGGCGAGGCCGGCGUGGUGGUGCCGCACGCGGGCUACCUCAAGGGCGUGCGAGAGCUGUGCACGCGCUACAACGUGCUGUGGAUCGCGGACGAGGUGCAGACGGGGCUGGGCCGCACGGGCAAGCUCCUCGCCGUGAACCACGAGGAGGCCCGGCCCGACAUCGUGAUCCUGGGCAAGGCGCUGUCCGGCGGCGUGUACCCCGUGUCCGCCGUGCUCGCCGACGACGACAUCAUGCUGUGCGUCAAGCCCGGCCAGCACGGCUCCACGUACGGCGGCAACCCGCUGGCGUGCCGCGUCGCCACCGCCGCCCUGCGCGUGCUGCUCGACGAGAAGCUGACCGAGAACGCGGAGCGCAUGGGGCUGCUGCUGCGCGCCGAGCUCAACACGCUGCCCAAGGACGUCGUGACCCUGGUGCGCGGCAAGGGGCUGCUCAACGCCAUCGUCAUCGGCCAGGGCAUCGACGCCUGGGAGGUGUGCCUCAAGCUGCGCGACAACGGCCUGCUCGCCAAGCCCACCCACGGCGACAUCAUCCGCCUCGCGCCGCCCCUCGUCAUCAACGAGGCCCAGAUCCGGGAGGCCGUCGCCAUCAUCAAGAGCACCAUCAUGUCCUUCACCAGGAAGUGAGACGAAGGGCGCGGCGGCGAGCUGGCUUGCGAUCCCGACAGUAUUAUUGAUUGGAUUGACGGUGCGUGAGAGUGUGAUUGUGUAGGUAAACUAAUUAAUGGCUUCUUCAAGUAGAAUGAAAGUGGCUUGCAUCAAGCCUCAUCAUCUUGAAGAGCUGCGACUGCGAGGCUAAGCGAGACACACGUGUAAGGCGUGCUUAUUACUUAAGAUCUUUUUUAUAAGGUUGAUAAACGUUUCAGAUAUCAAAUGUUUUAAGAGAGAGGAUGGUAGUAAGUUGAAUAAGAGUAAAAAAUAAACAAUAACAAAAGCU